AUGGCUUCAUCAUCCUCCCACCCGCAAGCAGACACCCUAAUCCGCGCCGGCACAAUCGAAACACUCCAACCCGGCAUGCCACCACAGCGCUCCAUAGCCCUCCUCUCCGGCCGCAUCAUCGCUCUCUCCGAGGACCCAUCCGGCUUAGACGACUUCAUCGGCAGUCAAACCCAAAUCAUCGACGUGCCAGACUCCACUGUCCUCCCCGCAUUCACAGAUACGCAUACCCAUCUGAUUCUCGCCGGAUUGACCUACUUCGACGUUCCAGUCAAUGACGUAAAGAGCUUGGACGAACUGUUCGCAAGAUUGAAGAAGCGGGCGAGCGAGACGAAAGAAGGGGAGUGGAUUUGUACGGCGACGGAUUGGUUGGAGUACAAUAUCAAGGAGCAGAGGUUGCCUACGUUGAAGGAACUCGAUGCUGUUUCGACUAAGCAUCCCAUCAUGGUUAUGCGCGGUGGUCACAACGUUGUCGUCAACUCGGUCGUCGCAAACCUGCUAAACGUAACCUCCACCACCCCAUCACCACCCGGCGGCCUCAUCGGAAAAGAAGCAGACGGCAGUCUUUCCGGCCUCUUCCAAGACUCCGCCACCGUCCCCAUCCUCAAACUAAAACCCUCCACAACCCUCUCCGAACGUAUCUCCGGUCUAGAAGCCGCAAGCCGCGCCUACGCCUUAACAGGCACAUCCAGCGUGCGCGACUGCUACGUCCCGCUCGCCGACCUAGACGCCCUCAUCGCCACUUACUCCGCCGGAAAACUUGCCGUGCGCGUCCACGCCCUCAUACCCGCCGUAGGCAUGACCACCGCCUCACAAGUCGAAACCCUCCUCUCCAACAUGGAAGCAUACCGCCACCUCCAAACCGCCCCCUACCUCUCCGUCUGGGGCGUCAAAUUCAUGGUCGACGGCGGCAUGGAAGCAGGCGCCGUCACCUCUCCCUACCUGUCCAUCCCGCCCGGCCGCGAAAAAGACGCAAAUUGCAAUUGCUGCGGCCUCCCCUCCUAUCACGGGAUGCUCACGUGGGAGAAACCGGCGCUCGUCGAAGCCAUGACCGCGGUCGUGCGUCGCGGAUGGAAAAUAGGAACGCAUGCGUAUGGAGACCGUGCUGUGAAAUUGGUACUGGGUGUAUACGAGGAACUCAUGCAACGGUUUCCAUUCGAGCCGUGA
This is a messenger RNA of Alternaria ethzedia, 1164 nucleotides long. RefSeq lists its product as uncharacterized. The record is from RefSeq and is a predicted model, not a curated record. The transcript is spliced from 2 exons. Gene Ontology annotation, molecular function: hydrolase activity, acting on carbon-nitrogen (but not peptide) bonds. NCBI's taxonomy places the organism in Eukaryota, Fungi, Ascomycota, Dothideomycetes, Pleosporales, Pleosporaceae. Bases 1 to 1164 code for a protein of 387 amino acids.